Phascolarctos cinereus (koala) is the source of this 2874-nucleotide messenger RNA. RefSeq names its product ubiquitin specific peptidase 13 (gene USP13). The record is from RefSeq and is a predicted model, not a curated record. Gene Ontology annotation, molecular function: zinc ion binding; cysteine-type deubiquitinase activity; protein binding. NCBI's taxonomy places the organism in Eukaryota, Metazoa, Chordata, Mammalia, Diprotodontia, Phascolarctidae. Gene Ontology annotation, biological process: protein deubiquitination.
CGCGCCCGGCCCCCCGCCGCUCCCGCCCUCCCUCCGGCCCUCCCGCGCGCGCGGAAGCAUGCAGCGGGCCGCCCUGUUCGGCAGCCCUGGCGGCGGCCCCGGCGGCGGCAGCGGCCCCGGUCCCGGCCCUGGCCCCGGGAAGAUGGCUGCAGGAGACCUCGGGGAGCUGCUGGUCCCUUACAUGCCCACCAUCCGCGUCCCCAGGUCCGGGGAUCGAGUUUACAAGGCGGAGUGCGCCUUCUCCUACGACUCCCCGAUUUCCGAAGGAGGUCUCUACGUGUGCAUGAAUACGUUCCUGGCGUUUGGAAGGGAGCAUGUGGAAAGGCACUAUCGGAAAACUGGGCAGUGUGUGUACAUGCAUCUGAAAAGGCAUAUAAGAGAGAAAGUAACAGGGGCAUCUGGUGGCGUCUUACCCAAAAGGAGGAAUCCCAAGCUAUUCUUAGAUCUAGAAAUGACUGGAGAUUUAAAUAGUGAUGAUUAUGAAUAUGAAGAUGAAGCCAAGCUUGUUAUAUUUCCAGACCACUACGAAAUUGCAUUGCCAAAUAUAGAGGAGUUACCUGCCCUGGUAACAAUUGCUUGUGAUGCCGUCCUUAAUUCAAAAUCUCCAUAUAGGAAACAGGAGCCGGAUUCCUGGGAAAAUGAGCUGCAAGUUUCCAAACAUGCCAAUAAUCUCAUGCAACUGGACAAUGGUGUCAGGAUUCCUCCCAGCGGCUGGAAGUGUGCCAAGUGUGACUUGCGGGAGAACCUUUGGUUGAAUCUGACCGAUGGCACCAUCCUUUGUGGAAAGUGGUUCUUUGACAACAUGGGGGGAAACGGGCAUGCGCUGGACCAUUACAAAGAAAUGGGCUACCCUUUGGCAGUGAAGUUAGGAACCAUCACUCCAGAUGGGGCAGAUGUUUAUUCCUUCCAAGAAGAAGAGUCUGUUUUAGAUCCCCACUUAGCCAAGCACUUAGCACAUUUUGGGAUUGACAUGCUUCAGAUGCAUUCGACGGAGAAUGGCACAAGGGACAGUGAUGUCAAACCCAGGAUCAGUGAGUGGGAAGUCAUUCAGGAGUCAGGAAUGAAACUGAAGCCCAUGUAUGGCUCUGGAUACACCGGGAUGAGGAACCUUGGAAAUAGCUGCUAUCUCAGUGCGGUCAUGCAAGCCAUCUUCAGCAUCCCUGAAUUUCAGAGAAUGUAUGUGGGAAAUUUGGCAAGAAUAUUUGACUACUCUCCUCUCGACCCAACACAGGAUUUCAACACACAGAUGGCUAAGUUAGGACAUGGCCUUCUCUCAGGCCAGUAUUCCAAACCUCCCAUGAAAUCUGAGCUCAUUGAACAGGUGAUGAAAGAAGAACAUAAGCCUCAGCAGAAUGGUAUCUCUCCAUGCAUGUUCAAGGCCUUUGUCAGCAAGAGUCACCCUGAAUUCUCCUCCAACAGACAGCAGGAUGCUCAGGAGUUUUUCUUGCACCUGGUAAAUCUAGUGGAGAGGAACCGAAUUGGCUCUGAAAACCCAAGCGACGUUUUCCGGUUUGUGGUGGAAGAACGGAUUCAGUGCUGUCAGUCCCGGAAGGUGCGCUACACCGAGAGGGUCGACUAUUUAAUGCAGUUGCCGGUGGCCAUGGAGGCGGCAACCAACAAGGAUGAGCUGAUUGCCUAUGAGUUGACAAGAAGGGAAGCAGAGACAUCCAGGAGACCCCUCCCAGAAUUGGUUCGGGCCAGGAUUCCUUUUAGUGCCUGCCUUCAGGCCUUUUCGGAACCUGAUAAUGUGGAAGAUUUCUGGAGCAGCGCCUUACAAGCAAAGUCUGCCGGUGUGAAAACAUCCCGCUUUGCCUCAUUCCCUGAGUACUUGGUAGUACAGAUAAAGAAGUUCACUUUUGGUCUUGACUGGGUUCCCAAAAAGUUUGAUGUUUCCAUUGACAUGCCAGACCUCCUUGAUAUCAAUCAUCUCAGAGCCACAGGGUUACAGCCUGGAGAAGAAGAGCUUCCAGACAUCGCCCCUCCAAUUGUCAUUCCUGACGACCCCAAAGAUCGAUUGAUGAACCAUUAUAUGGAACCACCAGACAUUGAUGAGUCGUCUGUGAUGCAGUUGGCAGAGAUGGGCUUCCCUCUGGAGGCAUGUCGGAAAGCUGUGUACUAUACUGGAAACAUGGGACCCGAGGUGGCCUUCAACUGGAUCAUUGGCCACAUGGAAGAGCCUGAUUUUGCCGAACCACUAUCCCUCCCUGGUUUUGGAGGAAGUGCUACUAUGGGGGCCACUGCUUUUGGUGCUAUCGGAUUGGAUAACCAGCCUCCAGAAGAAAUUGUAGCCAUUAUCACCUCCAUGGGCUUCCAGAGGAAUCAGGCCAUUCAGGCACUAAAGGCCUCGAACAACAAUUUGGAACGGGCCCUGGAUUGGAUCUUCAGCCACCCUGAACUGGAAGAGGAUAACGAGUUCAUCGCCCACAUGAUGGAGAUGGAGAAUAAUGCCAAUGCUAACAUUAUUUCAGAGUCCAAGCCAGAUGGUCCUAGAGUGAGAGACGGAUCAGGAAGAUAUGAGCUAUUUGGGUUCAUCAGCCACAUGGGACCGUCCACCAUGAGUGGCCAUUAUGUUUGUCAUAUCAAAAAGGAAGGCAGAUGGGUGAUCUACAAUGACCAUAAAGUGUGUGCCUCAGAAAGGCCUCCCAAAGACCUGGGCUACAUGUACUUUUACCACAGGAUAUCAAGCUAGGCCUCCGAUAUAUUCCUUGCCCAGAAGAUGCCAUAUGCCUUCAUAAUUUGCCAAAAAAUUUUAAAAAAUUAAAAAAAAAGAAGAGAGGAAGAAAGACAAAGGAAAAAAAGUUAGGAUUGCCAAACACCUAGGAAUCCACGUGGUAUUUAUAGUUUAAUUAAAGAGCCCCUUGGCUUUUUAAUGCC